Arctia plantaginis is the source of this 441-nucleotide messenger RNA. Lineage: Eukaryota; Metazoa; Arthropoda; Insecta; Lepidoptera; Erebidae. The record is from the annotation of a GenBank genome assembly.
AUGAAGAUUUUAUACUUUCUCUCUUUAGUAGUAUUUUGCAAUGGAUUGCCUCUUAAUUCAGCACCAGAAAAUGUACAAACGACUACAUUUAUAAAUCCGGAUGAAACGGAAUUGUACUUUGUUGUUACUUGGGAUAAGGUUGAAAGUUCAGAUGCGGCAGACCCCAUUUUGGGUUACAAGGUAAAAGUAUUCGAAGGAAAAGUAAAUGUUACUCAUGUAACGAAAGCUGAUGGUUCAAAGGUGACAGAGCUGGAUAUUGACUUAGAAAAUGAACCGCAAGAGCCAAGCGUCGAAGUAGCUGAAAUAGAUGUGUCGGCAGAUAAAAAUGAAUACACAUAUCACAAUAUGAAAGAAAAAGUACGUUAUGAGGUUGCAGUGCAAGCAUAUACGGCGAAAAGCGUAGGUCCAGAAUCAAAGAGGUCCAAAUUUGUAUGGGCGUAA